GGGAACCAGCGCGAUGAUCACCUAGGCAGGAGGCUGGCGCGGCGGAGCAGCCCGGCGCGGCCCCCCGAGGCCAUGCAGCGGCGGCGCCCGGGCCGGACGCGCACCGUGCGCUCUAACCUGCAGCCGCCGGGCCCGGAGCCCGCGCUGGGCGCACGGCCGCCGUGGUGGCGCGGGACCAGCGCGCACCUGGCCGACAACCGGCUCAAGACCACCAAGUACACGGCGCUGUCUUUCCUGCCCAAGAACCUGUUCGAACAGUUCCACCGCCUGGCCAACGUCUACUUCGUCUUCAUCGCGCUGCUCAACUUCGUGCCCGCGGUGAACGCCUUCCAGCCGGGUCUGGCGCUGGCGCCAGUACUCUUCAUCCUGGCGGCCACGGCCUUCAAGGACCUAUGGGAGGACUACAGCCGCCACCGCUCCGACCAGGACAUCAACCACCUGGGCUGCCUGGUCUUCAGCAGGGUGGAGAAACAGUACGUGGACCGGUUCUGGAAGGAGAUCCACGUGGGCGACUUCGUUUACCUGCACUGUAAUGAGAUCAUCCCCGCCGACAUCGUGCUGCUGGCCUCCAGCGACCCCAACGGGCUGUGCCACAUCGAGACGGCCAACCUGGACGGGGAGAGCAACCUCAAGCGGCGCCGGGUGGUCCGCGGCUUCUCCAAGCCUGUCUCUGAAUUCAAUCCUCUGACGUUCACCAGUGUCAUUGAGUGUGAGAGGCCAAACAAUAACCUGACGCGGUUUCGUGGAUGCAUCGUCCAUGACAAUGGGAAGAAGGCAGCGCUGCAUAAGGAAAACCUGCUGCUUCGUGGCUGCACCAUCCGCAACACAGAGGCCGUGGUGGGCGUCGUGGUCUAUGCAGGACACGAGACCAAGGCGCUGCUGAACAACAGCGGGCCCCGCUACAAGCGCAGCCAGCUGGAGCGGCAGAUGAACUGUGACGUGCUCUGGUGUGUUCUGCUCCUUGUCUUCAUGGCUCUCAUCUCUGCCAUUGGACAUGGACUGUGGGUCCAGCGCUAUCAAGAAAAGCAGUCAUUGUUUGAUGUGCCCAAGCCAGACGGCAGUGACUUGUCCCCAGCCACAGCUGCAGUGUACUCCUUCUUGACGAUGGUCAUUGUUCUCCAGGUGUUGAUCCCCAUUUCCUUGUAUGUUUCCAUUGAGAUCGUCAAGGUGUGCCAAGUGUACUUCAUUAACCAGGAUGCCGAGCUGUAUGAUGAGGAAACGGGCUCACAGCUGCAGUGCCGGGCCCUGAACAUCACAGAGGACCUGGGCCAGAUCCAGUACAUCUUCUCAGACAAAACCGGCACGCUCACUGAAAACAAGAUGGUUUUCCGACGCUGCACGGUAUCUGGCAUAGAAUAUUCUCAUGAUGCAAACGCCCAGCGUCUGGCCAGGUACCAGGAAGUGGACUCAGAGGAGGAGGACACUUUGCCCCGGGGUGGCUCCUUGCCCCAGCGCAGCAGCACGGACGGCCCACGGGCGCUGCAUCGAAGCCACAGCACCAAGUCGCACCGCCGUGUGGGCAGCUUCCGGGCCGAGAAUAGGCGGGCCAGCAUGCGGGGCCAGCACACUGCCUUCAGCAGCCCCAUGGAGAAGGACAUCACACCGGACCCGAAGCUGCUGGAGAAACUGAGCGAGUGUGGCCGCUGCCUGGCCCGGGCUCGCUCCCACGAGCACCCACUUGCGCUCCUCUCGCCCGAGCUCUCCGAUGUCCUGGAUUUCUUCAUCGCGCUCACCAUCUGCAACACCGUGGUGGUCACAGCCCCGGAGCAGCCCCAGCAGAAGGAGAUGAGGGUGAAGUUGGACCUGAAGUCGCCGGUGAAGACCAUCGAGGAUUUCCUCCGUCGCCUCUCGCCCAGUCGCCUCACGGCGGGCAGUAGCAGCGGUGGCCUGAGCACCAACAAGCCCAGCUCCAAGUCGGGGCCCACCCUGCUGCGGGCCCUGUCCGGCGAUGGCGCACUGCUGGACCUGGAAAACGCGCUGGGCACCGUCACGCCGUCCGUCACCACCACCACCAGCAACGGCUACAGCAGCAGCAGCAGCGCCGCCGAGCGCACGCUGGACUCCGAGGCCUCGGGCGAGCGUCCACUGCGCUACGAGGCCGAGAGCCCCGACGAGGCAGCGCUGGUCCACGCGGCGCGCGCCUACCAGUGCGCCCUGGUGGGCCGCGGGCAGGACCAGCUGUCGGUGGAGCUGCCCCAGCUGGGCCGCCUCACCUUCGAGCUCCUGCACACGCUCGACUUCGACUCGAUCCGCAAGAGGAUGUCGGUGGUGAUCCGCCACCCACUCACCCACGAGAUCAACGUCUACACCAAGGGCGCCGAUUCGGCAGUCAUGGACGUGCUGCUGCCCUGCUCUGCAGACGAUGCCCGAGCCCGGCACCAGAGGAAGAUCCGCAGCAAGACGCAGGCCCACCUCGAUCGCUACGCCAUGGAAGGGCUGCGCACGCUCUGCAUUGCCAAGAGGGUGCUGAGCAGAGCCGAGUACACGCACUGGCUAAAGCAGCACACGGAAGCCGAGGCGGCCAUGGAGAACCGGGAGGAGCUGCUGUUCCAAUCUGCCAGCCGCCUGGAGACGCACCUGCACCUGCUGGGUGAGGUCGCGCCCCUGCCAGGUGCCACCGGAAUUGAAGAUCGCCUGCAGGAUGGAGUUCCGGAAACCAUCGCCAAGUUGCGCCAGGCAGGCCUGCAAAUCUGGGUGCUGACAGGGGACAAGCAGGAAACGGCCAUUAACAUCGCAUAUGCCUGCAAGCUGCUUGACCAAGAUGAGGAAAUCCUCACGCUCAAUGCCCAGUCACAGGAGGCCUGCGUGGCCCUGCUGAAUCAGUGUUUAAGCUACAUGGAGUCCAGGGGCCCCGGCAUCGCCCCCACGAAGACCCCCAGCAAUAUAAGCGUGGCCUUCUCCUCCAUGUGCCCGCCUGCCACACCCAGCCCCACCUUCAGCCAUGGGCCUUGCUUGGUCAUCGAUGGCAGAAGUCUGGCCUAUGCCCUGGAGAAAACACUGGAGGACAAAUUCCUCUUCCUCGCCAAGCAGUGCCGAUCGGUGCUCUGCUGCCGCUCAACCCCCUUGCAGAAGAGCAUGGUGGUGAAGCUGGUCAGAAGCAGGCUCAAGGCCAUGACCUUGGCCAUAGGAGAUGGUGCCAAUGAUGUCAGCAUGAUCCAGAUGGCAGAUGUGGGUGUGGGCAUCUCAGGCCAGGAAGGCAUGCAGGCAGUGAUGGCCAGUGACUUCGCGUUGCCAAGGUUCCGGUACCUCGAGAGACUCCUCAUAGUUCACGGGCACUGGUGCUAUACCCGCCUUGCCAACAUGGUUCUGUACUUCUUCUACAAAAACACAAUGUUCGUGUGUCUCCUGUUUUGGUUCCAGUUCUUCUGCGGCUUCUCUGCAUCCACCAUGAUCGACCAGUGGUACCUGAUCUUCUUCAACCUGCUCUUCUCGUCGCUGCCCCAGCUCGUGACUGGUGUGCUGGAUAAGGAUGUACCAGCACAUGUGUUGCUCUCGCGGCCUCGGCUCUACAGGAGCGGGAAGAGCAUCGAGGAAUACGGGCCCUGUACCUUCUGGUUGAACAUGGCAGAUGCGGCCUUCCAAAGCCUGGUUUGCUUUUUCAUCCCUUACCUGGUUUACUAUGACUCAGAUGCAGACGUCUUUACCUGGGGGACACCCAUCACGGCCAUUGCCCUCUUCACCUUCCUGCUUCACCUGGGCAUCGAGACCAGGACCUGGACCUGGCUGAACUGGAUCACGUGCAUCUUCAGUGUCGUGUUGUUUUUCUCCGUGGCUCUCAUCUACAACUCGUCCUGUCCCACCUGCUACCCCCCGUCCAACCCUCACUGGACCAUCCAGACGCUGAUGGGUGACCCCCUCUUCUACCUGACUUGCCUCCUCACCCCUGUCGCUGCUCUCUUGCCCAGACUGUUCUUCAAAGCUCUGCAGGGCAGUCUGUUCCCCACCCCACUUCAGCUGGGCCGACAGCUGGCCAAGAAGUUCCCCCCGAAACUCCCCACCACUCAGGGACCCCUCACGCAAGAACCGAGAACCAGGCCAUCGGAACCAAGCCUCGCGAGGCCCUCCUUCAGGGACCCCAGCCCAACACAGCCCCCACAGCCCCCCCAGCCCAAGCCCUCCUGCUCCCCAGAAGCCAGUGGGGAGCCCAGCGUGGUGGAGACCGGCGUGCUGGUGCGGGGCGACCCUCUGCCAGAGCAAGUUGGGCUCCCAGUCCCAGAGGUCCCCACCCCCAGGGAGGCAGAGCGCAGUGAGUGUGCGAGGCAUGCUAAGACAAAGCCCCCCAAUACCAGCAGGGCGGCCCCCCUAUUAUCCAUCUUCAACCUCCCAAGCUUGGGCUCCUUCAACUGGAUUUCCUCGCUUUCCCUGGGCAGCGGGCUGGGCAGCACCCUCCAGAUCUCGCAGAGUACUUUGCAGAUGGACAAGCAGGACAGUGAGCUCCUGCCCAGCCCCCCGCAGCAGAGCCAGGACCUGCAGAACCUCCAGGGCCAGGAUACCUACUACUUCUAGAAGCUUCUUCCAGGCACAGCAGCUGGCCAGCAGCAGCCCAAGCAACAGACUUUCCAAUGGCCUUUUUGGGGGGUGGGGGAAAUCUAUCUUAAAGUAUAUCUAUCCCAUAGAUGUUCAUGUUAUUUAUGAGCCUUCUCCGCUCAGGGUGCUGUGCGAGGUGUGUUUGUUGGUUCUCAAGGAGCACGCAGGGAAGGAAAGGUACCGCAAGAGAAAGUUUAUUUUUGCAAAGUUCUACAUAGAGUAUAUGGAUAAGAAAAGAAGGAAAAGAAAAAUAAAAGACUCAGAGCUUUAACGUAUAAAAAAAGUUGGAAGCGAAAGUAACACUUGAAGUGUGUCUAGAUUUAUUUUUUCAUCUCAUUUUAUUAAAAAAACGCAGUCUGACUGGU
This is a messenger RNA of Sorex fumeus (smoky shrew), 4892 nucleotides long. RefSeq names its product ATPase phospholipid transporting 10A (putative) (gene ATP10A). Gene Ontology annotation, cellular component: plasma membrane. Gene Ontology annotation, biological process: phospholipid translocation. The coding region runs from base 73 to 4506 and encodes 1477 amino acids. Gene Ontology annotation, molecular function: ATP binding; ATPase-coupled intramembrane lipid carrier activity; ATP hydrolysis activity. The record is from RefSeq and is a predicted model, not a curated record. The transcript is spliced from 21 exons. Lineage: Eukaryota; Metazoa; Chordata; Mammalia; Eulipotyphla; Soricidae.